AGCAGCCGCAGCAGCAGCAACAGCUGAGAUCACCGCGUAGCACUCUCGCUCAUCCGCUCCGUUGGCUCGUCGUCUCUGCGGACCGACCGAUCGCUCGCAGAACGGAGGCUGAUGUUAUUUUCAGCGGCCGAAGAUUUACAGUAACAACACGGACCUUAGCAGCAUCGCCUGCACCGCUAGUCGCUCGGAUAUACGACGGUUUUCCGAUUUCGGACUCGGAUUUUCAGAUCUGUGGAUUCUGUGUUCUAUUCUGCUCUGUUUUCGGUUCUGUUUGCUGUUAAUUUUAGACUCGCCAAGCGGAAGCUUGCCAGAGUUUUCCAAAAUAUCCCGCUGCCUCGUGUGUUUUCCCCCGUUUGUUAAUAUUUCGCGCAUUUCGCCAAAAGAAGAGCGCACGGCAAAAAUGUCGUGCCGCGAAAAUUUCGAUUAACCUCUGGUCGGUUUCGCUUUCGGUUCGGCUUGGUUAAUUAAUUAAUGACGGAAUCUCUCGGUGUCGCCGUUGUUCUCAGCACGCGCCCUCCGGGCCCAAAUGCAAUCAUUAAUAAAGGCAGACAAAUAUCAAACUAUAUAUUUUGCCAUACGCAGUCUACGGAGAAAACGUUGAAAACGCUGAAAAUGUGAAAAGUGAAUGAAACGCAUGUGAAUCUCGCAGUGCCAAAAGACGCAACAAAGCCGGGCAAAUUCAAUAAAAACCCAAUUUCGAUUUCAAUAAAUUUUUUAAAUGAAAAUGUGAGCAGUGAAAAUGUGAAUACCCAAACAGUGAAGAAGAAGAAUACACAUUUUCCAAGAUACUGAAGCAAAAUGCAAGCCAAUUCGAGCACCACCACCACAACAACGACCACCAAGACCAAGAAGCUUAGCAGCGGCACGGGGACCAACAUGAUCAGUUCGGUGGCGGUCACGAGUGCCAUCAAAACCACCACCACGACACGUAAGCCAGCGGGCUCUGGAGUCAGUUCCAAGGUGUCCAAAGCGCAGGGAGCGACGAACAGCACUCCAGCCAGCAGCGAUUCGAAUGCGGAAAUAGCCGAGUUGACCAAGAAGAUCAACGAUCAUGCCGACGCCAUCUAUCACACGUGGAAGAGCCAGGGCAUACCACCGACGGAACUCCUGACGAUGUACACAAGCGCCGCAGCCUCCGGCGACCUUGCGGACGUGGCCUCGCCCACCGCCGACGCCGAGGGACUCCAGAAAAUGGUCACCAGCUUCGUCAACAAGGACAAAGAGCAGCGCGGCAAGAGCAACACCCUGAAGAAGUCCGACAUAACAACAGCCAAUGGCAAGGUGAAAAAGGCAGCGGUCUCCAGCUUCAGUCCCGUGCCAGAUCAGGCACUGCAAUCUCCCAAAAAAGUGGCCGCCGUUACCGUCAGCAAGCCCUUGCCCGAUGUCAAUCUCAACUACGACAUCAGUUUAGACCUGGACGUGAACAACCUCUCCUCGCAGCAAACCCAGAAUCUGCUGAAGAUCAGCGAGCUUAUUCAGCAGCAGAAGGACGUGGCGGCCACAGUGGGCAAAAAGCGCCAGAACAGCAAGGCCAACAGCAGCAGCAGCAUCAACAGCAACCACAUCGGCAACUCGGCCAGCAGUAACAAGUUAACAGCCUCGGAGCAACCCACCAAAAAACAGAGCAAGGCCAACAGCAGCGGAAGCACCAGGACCGGAUCGGCUGCUGUUAGCCUCGAUGUCGUCGAUGGGCCAUCGGCUGCGAGAAUUGCCAACAGCACGGCAGUGAGUGAUAAGGGCGGCGAGCCAGCGGCCACCGGCAGUCGCAAGUCGAGCAAAACCAAAGAAACUAGUGCCGAUUCGAAGCCGGCAACCAAAGAAAAGCCCACAGCGGUGGCCACAGUAGCCAACGCACGCAAAUCAACAAGUCGCAUCGCCACUGAUAACGCCGGCAACAUGGCGGCAGCGACAGCGGCAGCAGCGGCAACAUCGGCAACAUCAGCAGCAACAGCAACUUCGAUGGAUGCAACGCCAGCAACAGCGGCCAGCACAACGAUGCCAACGUUGAAUAAAGUCAAACCGACCAGCGGGGCGCGGGCGGCGCUCGCCAAUGGCCAGGACAAAAUGAAUCUCCUCACCCGUGGCUCCGUGGCCGAGCGCGUGCUCAUGUUCGAGAAGUGUCCGGAUGUGCGGCACGCCUUCCUCAACAUCAAACGGCCCCAGACGGAUCCUCCGCCCAAGAGUCUCAUGAAGGUCAAGCUACAUGCCACACCGCCCCCGCCGCCCCAGGAGCAGAAUCUGCUGCAGAAGGAGAUCCGCUCCACAAAAAGCGUCUACAUACCGAGAUUCUACUUUCCACACGGCAAGCCCCAGCCCAACAUCGCCAUGGAGCGCGUGGUGCGCGGCAUUCUCUCCGCCUUCGACAGCUUUCCCAACAACCAGGUGACCAAGGACGAGCUGCCGCGCAUCCUCAAGAUUUGCGGCCUGCCUUUCUACUGGCGCAUGCCGGUGAUGGUCUUCUGCCAAUCGGCCAGCACGGGUCUCGUCGAGCGUCAGCGGUUCGUCGAGUUCUGGAAACAAAUGAAUGUUUAUUGCCAUGAGGCGGCCUCGAGAUUCGUGUACAUUCUGUCGCGUGGCCAGAGAUUCCGUUCGUACAUCGUGCCCGAGGACCUGGUGCCCAUGGUGCAGGAUGUGGUCGACACACACCCCGGCCUGGCCUUUCUCAAGGAAGCCACCGAGUUCCAUUCCAGAUACGUGCACACAGUCAUCGCGCGCAUUUUCUAUUCGGUAAACCGCAGUUGGAGCGGCAAGAUCACAAUAGCCGAACUAAAACGAUCCGAUCUGCUGGAGAUGAUCAGUCUGCUGGAGGAAGAAGAGGACAUCAAUCAGAUAAUGGCCUUCUUUAGCUACGAGCACUUCUACGUGAUUUACUGCAAGUUUUGGGAACUGGACAAGGACCACGACCUGCUGAUCAACCAGGAGGAUCUGGCCAAGCACAGCGAUCAUGCCCUGUCAUCGCGCAUCGUGGAGCGAAUCUUCUCGGGAUGUGUAACGCGCAGCGAUAACAAAAAGGCGCCGGAAGAUGAAGCCAAGAUGUCCUACACGGACUUUGUGUGGUUCAUCCUCUCGGAGGAGGACAAACGGACGCCGACGGCCAUCGAGUACUGGUUUAGAUGUAUGGACGUCGACGGAGAUGGAGUGCUGUCCAUGUACGAACUGGAAUACUUCUACGAGGAGCAGCAGCAAAGGAUGGAGGGAAUCGGCAUUGAGUGCCUGCCUUUCGAGGACUGCCUGUGCCAGAUGCUAGAUAUGAUCAAGCCAGCAAAUCGGGACUGUAUCACGCUGGGCGAUUUGAAACGAUGCAAAAUGACGCACGUCUUCUUCGAUACCUUCUUCAAUCUGGAGAAGUAUCUAGAUCACGAACAACGAGAUCCGUUUGCCUCACAGCGUGACGAAUAUACCUCCGAUUGGGAUCGGUUUGCGGCACAGGAAUACGAACUGCUCAUAUCCGAGGAAAACGAUUAAGGGUCGCCAAAAGAUAUUUAUUAACUUACAAAUUUUUAUACAAAUUUAUAUACUACGAGAUGAAAAGGAAACGUAAAAACAAACAAAAAGAAGGAACUACCAUUAGUCCAUUAUGUGCAAUAAAUUCAAAUUAUUUAUUAUGAGUUCUGCAGACUUAGUUGAAUUUGAAUGAUGAAUAAAAUAAAAUGAACGAAAACU
Messenger RNA from Drosophila melanogaster (fruit fly), 3663 nucleotides. RefSeq lists its product as uncharacterized. The coding region runs from base 799 to 3465 and encodes 888 amino acids. Gene Ontology annotation, molecular function: calcium ion binding. NCBI's taxonomy places the organism in Eukaryota, Metazoa, Arthropoda, Insecta, Diptera, Drosophilidae. The transcript is spliced from 9 exons. The record is from RefSeq and is marked reviewed.